This is a messenger RNA of Dovyalis caffra, 594 nucleotides long. The record is from the annotation of a GenBank genome assembly. NCBI's taxonomy places the organism in Eukaryota, Viridiplantae, Streptophyta, Magnoliopsida, Malpighiales, Salicaceae.
AUGGUUGAAAAUGGAAAGACCACAGUAAAGAAGCAAGUUUGUUCAAGCGUUCUUCUCAUCUGCUUCAUCUUUCUUUUUGCAAGUUCUUUAAGUGUCGAGGCUCAGACCUGCAGGCCUAGUGGUAAGAUAAGGGCCAGAGAGAUCCCUCCAGGACACUGCAAUGAAGAGAGUAUUGACUCUGUUUGCUGUAUAAAAGGCAAGCUUUACACUACUUACAAAUGUUCACCACCAGUGACUAAUCACACAAAGGCAACACUAACACUUAAUAGUUUCGAGAAGGGUGGAGAUGGCAGCUUGCCAUCAGAAUGCGAUAACCAAUACCAUUCUGACGAGACACCGGUCGUCGCCCUUUCGACGGGAUGGUUUAAUCACAGGAGCAGGUGCAUGGAUUAUAUUAACAUCCAUGGUAAUGGAAGGAGUGUUAAGGCCAUGGUAGUUGAUGAAUGUGAAUCUUCUAUGGGGUGUGAUGCUGACCAUAAUUACCAGCCUCCUUGUCCUCACAACAUUGUUGAUGCAUCUAUGGCUGUUUGGAAGGCAUUGGGAGUUCCAUUAAGCCAAUGGGGUGAACUGGAUAUACAUUGGUCGGAUGCUUGA